ACUGCCCCAUCUUCCUUCAUCACCUCCAUUUUCGAAAGAAAAGAAAACUGCUUCAUACACAUAGAAAAAGCUCGAUCCGGUCCUCUAAGAAAUUUCUCCUCCUUGCCGUGGAAGAUUUUCUCGAGAAACAAUCUUGUUCCGACGAAAAUCUUUCUCCACAAGCAGCAGCGUGUUCCGAGAUCGAUUGUUUGCUUUUUAUAUUCGUUUCCAAUGGCUCGCUCUUUCUCCAACGUUAAGGUCCUCUCCGCUCUUGUUUCUGAUGGCUUCUCUUCCGCUCUAAGCCGGCGUGGUUAUGCGGCGGCUUCGCAAGGAGUUGCGUCGAGUGCGGUUAAAGGAGGAAGUGUUGCGGUGGCGAGGAGCGGUAAUAUGUUGAAGAAAUCGGGUGAGGAGAAGGUUGUUGGAUCGUCUGAGAAGGUUGCUUGGGUGCCGGAUCCUGCCACUGGCUAUUACAGGCCGGAGAAUCGCGGCGAUGAGAUCGAUGUUGCAGAACUUAGAUCGAUUCUUCUUAAGAACAAGAACUGAAAGGAUUAAUAACAAUAAGUAACCUUAAAGAUGAUCGGAUUCUAUUCAGCGUAAAGAGACCUUCUGGCUUCGGAUCGAGAUUGAAAGAGGAUUGGAUCGGGCAUGAGCGUUAAAUUUGAGAAGCAGUUUGGGGAUUGGGUGACACACUAUCGCUUCCGUUUAGACGUUAAGUUUUUCUUUACCACAACUUUUCCAUUGCACUCUGUUUUUAGAAUUUGAAUGUUUCGUUUCCUGUGUACGGUUACGCUAAAAUACACAAUGAAUGAAUGGUUGAAAUAGACAUUUGUGUA
Cucurbita maxima (winter squash) is the source of this 812-nucleotide messenger RNA. Its product is annotated as indole-3-acetic acid-induced protein ARG2-like. Gene Ontology annotation, cellular component: mitochondrion. The transcript has 2 exons. Lineage: Eukaryota; Viridiplantae; Streptophyta; Magnoliopsida; Cucurbitales; Cucurbitaceae. The coding region runs from base 211 to 522 and encodes 103 amino acids. The record is from RefSeq and is a predicted model, not a curated record. Gene Ontology annotation, biological process: response to stress.